Anolis carolinensis (green anole) is the source of this 3239-nucleotide messenger RNA. It is a transcript of the gene lrit3, whose product is annotated as leucine rich repeat, Ig-like and transmembrane domains 3. The record is from RefSeq and is a predicted model, not a curated record. The transcript is spliced from 4 exons. Lineage: Eukaryota; Metazoa; Chordata; Lepidosauria; Squamata; Anolidae. Gene Ontology annotation, molecular function: protein binding. The coding region runs from base 79 to 2097 and encodes 672 amino acids.
UUCUUUUACUAAGGGGUACCUACAUUCACAACCAUAGCACAGAGGGUAAGUGCAUGGAAAUAAAGUCAUAGAUUUUAGAUGUAUCAAUUGUCUUGCAAGAAAGUCAUGUAUCUGAUUGCUGCCAUCUGCAUCGUGAUGAGCUUUUUUGAAGAAGUGGAGAGUUUUUGUCCUUCUCAAUGCACUUGCAUUUACCAUGGCAGAAGCGAUGGCAGUGGAACAAGGUCUGUGCUGUGUAAUGAUCCAGACAUGUUUGAAAUCCCUGUAAAUGUUCCAGUGGACACCGUCAAACUCCGGAUAGAAAAGACUGUUAUACGAAAGAUCCCAACAGAAGCCUUUUACUACUUGGUGGAUCUGAGAUAUCUAUGGCUCACCUAUAACUCUGUAGCAACCAUCGACACCAGCAGCUUUUAUAAUUUAAAGCAGCUACAUGAACUGCGCCUGGAUGGCAAUUUGCUUUCGAGUUUUCCCUGGGAAUCUUUGGCUGAGAUGCCAAACCUUCGAACUCUUGACUUGCAUAACAAUAAAGUGACCAGCAUUCCAGCUGAGGCUGGCAAAUACUUGAGGAAUCUCACUUACCUGGAUGUUUCUAGCAACAAGCUAACUUCCUUGCCCUCAGACCUCAUGGACAUCUGGCUUCCUUUUUCAGAAACAGCACGGAACAGAAAUACAGAAUCUGUAACCCAGAGGGUCAUAUUAGGUUUGCAGGACAAUCCAUGGUAUUGUGACUGUCGAAUUUCAAAGCUUAUUGAAUUUUCCAAAAUUGUGGAUACCUCUGUUAUACUUCUGGACCCCUUUGUGGUUUGCAGUGGGCCUGAGAGCCUGGCUGGGAUCCUAUUUCAAAGAGCAGAGCUGGAACAGUGUUUGAAACCAUCGGUCAUGACAUCGGCCACAAAAAUCACCUCACCCCUGGGGAGCAACGUUCUCCUACGCUGUGAUGCCACAGGCUAUCCCACCCCACAACUCACCUGGAUUAGGUCAGACAACCUUCCAGUAAACUAUACAGUGAUCCAAGAAAGUCCAGGAGAUGGUGUAAGAUGGUCUAUCCUCAGUUUGACAGGCAUUUCCUACAAGGAUGCAGGUGACUACCGGUGUAAGGCCAAAAACCUGGCUGGAAUGUCGGAAGCUUAUGUUAGUGUCACCGUUGUUGGGGUUAUCACCACAACUGUGUCUCCUCAAAAAUAUGGGAAGAAAACUGGAGGUGACCAGCAGAACACCACCACACAAGAAGAUAUCAAACAAGAGUCCUGGAAUACAACCACUUUUUCUCCUACAACUGUGACCACAACCACCACUUUUUUAACAACAUUGGCUGCCACUGAAAGCAAUACCACUGAAAGCUCGACCACCGAAAGGACUGAUGGGAAAAAGCAACCCAAGACCGUGCCUGAAGGAAAGAAGAAUUCUAAGGCAAUUUCCAAUGGAAACAAAAAGCAGCCAGGUGAUAUUAGUAAGAAAGAUGGGGACACAUCAAUCAGCACAGCAACCGGGGGAGAGCCAAACCUUCCAGUAAAAAACCUUCGAGUAAUUCCUGAAACCCAAGAAAGAGUGACCUUAAUGUGGAAAACAGUCAAUGCCACAAGUCCUGCUCUGACUGUGUUGUACUCAAAGUAUGGGGAGAAAGACAUGCUGCCUCUGAGCACAGAUCCAACUAAAAAUAAAGUCACAAUAGAUGGUUUGGAACCUGGUACCCAAUACAUGGCCUGUGUCUGUCCCAAAGGAAUUCCUCCCACAAAAGACCAAUGCAUCAUUUUCUCUACGGAUGGAAUAACUAUGGAAGAGGAUUCUCAGAUUUCCUUUUUGCUUGUGGCCAGUGGCAUAGCCUGUGCAGUUGUUCUACCCCUCAUAUUUUUUUUACUGUAUAAAGUCUUAAUGCUUCACAGGAAACCAAAAUCUACCCGGGAAGCUGACCUGGAGAAAGAGACGUAUGUCAAAUUUGAAACACUUUCCCUUAAACCACGUUCGGUAGGGGCAGCUGGAGAGCUCUGGGCUCGAAGGAAUACCGAAGAAUCGGAAAGACUGCUUCUUUGCUCUAGGUCGAGUAUGGAUUCUCAGAUGACCUUCAAGAGUGAAGGUUCAAGGUCGGAAUAUUUCUGCUGACUAUGGAUAUUCAGUGAAUCAGCCGAAGAUGAUGAGUGGGAGGACUCAGAAGAGUGAUGAUAGACUUGCGUCUAAUAGUCUGCUGCCAGUUAUGAAACAUGAGUAUCAACACACAGAACAUUUCUAUCAGAAGUCUGUGGUAGAACACAUGAAGGGAGGAAAGAUGCCUCUUAACCAUCUAACCUUUUGUGACUUUUAUUAUUUUUGAAGCAUCUGACUCAUUUAUAUUGUCUUUUUUUAUUAAUUUCCUGUUUGUUGUUUAAGCAAAAUAUUUUGUGUAAAGCAUGUUCCUCAUUCUUAUUGAUUGCUAUUCAUUGUUGGUUUUUAUAUAUCCUAAAUAUAGGAGAAUAGAUUUUUAAAUUCCGUAUUUAUGUUUUCCCCAUUUGAAAUCAAAAUGCUAGACAGCCAUGCUUGAAUAUUUGGGGAGAAAGAAAAGGUGCAAUCUGUCAUGGAACAAUCUACUUAAAUGAGUGUAGGAUUAAUGACUUAAUACUAUUUUGGAUUAUGGCCAAGAUGUUAGAUGAUACAAACAUGGAUCAGAUUGUGGAAUGCUAUUAAACAUCGUACAAUGCAAAGUUGUCAUAUGCAGUCAAUAAGUACUGAAAUGAAGGGAUGGUGCUAGACUAAUCUGGUCACAAUUUAGUUUCACUGAAAUUGGUGGAAUUUAGCUAAAUGGAUUAAGGCUUGAACAAAUUUCUUGAACUCAGUCCAAUUACCCCAAAUUAAUGGCAACUUAAUUUUUCCUUGUGGGGAAAAUUCCUAAACAGAAUGCAAUGAAUAUGUUUUGAAGACACAUUAUCAUCAUUACGAAUUUUAUAAAAAUAUUAACAUGCUUAAUUUUAUAAUAUGUUAAUGUUGUAUUUCAAACUAAAUAAACAUGCCCUCCAAGUGUCCCUAUUUGGAAGAUUUGGCCUCAUGCAUCAUGAGAAUGCAAUGAAGUUCAUUUACACCUGCCCCAUCUCAUUUGUCCCAUGCUGGUGAGCCUUUUGGGUUGCUUUUCUUCACAGUGAUAUUUCGUUAUCUGGUAUGUAGCACUGCUGCCUCAAAGUUUUCUUGGAGAUCAAAUCAUGUCACAUACAACUGAGAGUCUUCUGAUUAUGUAUUGGUCUUCUUCCUUAUAAACUCUUGACUUUUGGAAAAUA